AUGACGAACGUCGCUAUCAUCUACUACUCCAUGUACGGCCACGUCGCCAAACUGGCGUCGUCUAUCAAGGCCGGCGUGACGUCUGUCCCUGGUGUCAAGGCCAGUGACGCCGACGGCACUCUUCUGGGCUUCCCGACUCGUUUCGGAGGUCUGAUCGGCAAGCCGUGCGGCAUUUUCUUCAGCUCCGCGUCACUUGGUGGUGGCCAGGAGACCACCGCCAUGAGCAUGACCCCGUUCAUUGCUCACCAAGGUAUGACUUUCGUGCCCCUGGGAUAUCGAUCCCCACUUGUUGGCACCAACGAGGAGAUUCACGGUGGCAGUCCGUGGGGCGCUGGUACCCUCGCAAACGCGGACGGAUCACGCCAGCCAACGGACGUCGAGCUGGAGAUAGCUAAGAUUCAGGGGCAGAGCUUCGCUGAGAUUACCAAAAAGCUGUCGGUGUAG
Phytophthora infestans T30-4 is the source of this 444-nucleotide messenger RNA. RefSeq names its product P25 protein. Lineage: Eukaryota; Oomycota; Peronosporomycetes; Peronosporales; Peronosporaceae. The coding region runs from base 1 to 444 and encodes 147 amino acids. The record is from RefSeq and is a predicted model, not a curated record. The transcript has 3 exons.